AUGUCUUACGUUUGCAACUCCGGGAACUUCUCCUCACAGUCUUUUGGAGGCUUCUUGAGGCAGCCUGUCUCCACCUAUGGCUCUUUCUACCCCACCAACAACGUAGUCUAUUCUCCAAAGAACUUCCAGCUGGGCUCCUCUUUCUAUGGACAGCAGGAGACCUUCGAGGAGCCACUUGAAAACCACUCACCCUGUGUUGGGACCAGAUACUUCCAGACAUCCAGCUUCCGGCCCAGGCAGUACUUCUCCAGCCCCUGCCAGGGAGGCUUUACUGGCUCUUUUGGAUACGGCAAUUCAGGCUUUGGGUCUUAUGGGUAUGGAAGCUCUGGCAUUCGCUCUCAGGUCUAUGGAUCCAGCUUCCACCGUCCAGGAUUCUUUUCCUCCAAGAGCAUCCAAUCAUCUUACUACCAGCCAGGCUUUAGCUCUCGCUUUUGCGGGUCAGCUUUCUGA
Molecule: messenger RNA, 450 nt
Organism: Cricetulus griseus (Chinese hamster)
Lineage: Eukaryota; Metazoa; Chordata; Mammalia; Rodentia; Cricetidae
Source: RefSeq, a predicted model, not a curated record